CGGUAGAGGACUGUGCGGAAGGAAAGUUUCUGAGCGGCGGCGCCAGGAUGGACUUCCCGGCCGCCCAACCGAAACCCGCCGCCGAUGGUAAAAUCAUCUACUACCCGCCCGGAGUGAAGGAGAUCACCGACAAAAUUACCAACGAUGAGGUGGUGAAACGGUUAAAGAUGGUGGUAAAAACGUUCAUGGAUAUGGACCAGGACUCAGAAGAUGAGAAACAGCAGUAUCUCCCAUUAGCCUUGCACCUUGCAUCUGAAUUCUUCCUCAGGAAUCCCAAUAAAGAUGUGCGCCUCCUUGUAGCAUGUUGCUUGGCUGAUAUCUUUCGUAUCUAUGCUCCUGAAGCUCCAUAUACUUCCCAUGACAAACUUAAGGACAUAUUCUUGUUUAUUACAAGACAAUUAAAAGGCUUGGAGGACACAAAGAGCCCUCAGUUUAACAGAUACUUUUACUUGUUAGAGAAUUUAGCUUGGGUUAAAUCUUACAACAUCUGCUUUGAGUUGGAAGAUUGCAAUGAAAUUUUUAUUCAGCUUUUUAGGACUCUUUUUUCAGUUAUCAAUAAUAGCCACAACCAGAAGGUACAAAUGCAUAUGCUGGAUUUGAUGAGUUCUAUCAUCAUGGAAGGCGAUGGAGUAACUCAGGAGCUGCUGGACUCCAUUUUGAUUAACCUCAUUCCUGCACACAAGAACCUUAAUAAGCAAGCGUUUGAUCUUGCAAAAGUCCUGCUGAAAAGGACUGUCCAGACCAUUGAACCGUGCAUUGCCAAUUUUUUUAACCAGGUUCUGGUACUGGGAAAGUCUUCAGUAAGUGACUUAUCAGAACAUGUAUUUGACUUGAUACAAGAGCUUUUUGCCAUAGAUCCUCACUUAUUGCUGUCUGUCAUGCCCCAGCUUGAAUUCAAACUGAAGAGCAAUGAUGGAGAGGAACGUUUGGCUGUUGUUCGACUUUUGGCUAAACUCUUUGGCUCUAAAGAUUCUGAUCUGGCCACACAAAAUCGUCCUCUUUGGCAGUGCUUUCUUGGGCGGUUCAAUGAUAUCCAUGUCCCUGUGAGAUUAGAGAGUGUGAAAUUCGCCAGUCAUUGUUUAAUGAACCAUCCAGACUUAGCAAAAGACCUCACUGAGUAUUUGAAGGUUAGGUCACAUGACCCAGAGGAAGCAAUUCGACAUGAUGUUAUUGUUACAAUUAUCACUGCGGGCAAGAGAGAUCUUUCCUUAGUCAAUGACCAGCUGCUUGGCUUCGUAAGGGAAAGAACACUAGACAAACGAUGGCGAGUGAGAAAAGAAGCUAUGAUGGGUCUUGCUCAGCUAUACAAGAAAUACUGUCUUCAUGCCGAGGCUGGAAAAGAUGCUGCAGAGAAAGUGAGCUGGAUAAAGGAUAAACUUUUGCACAUAUAUUAUCAAAAUAGCAUUGAUGACAAAUUACUAGUAGAGAAAAUCUUUGCUCAGUAUCUUGUUCCACACAAUUUGGAAACAGAAGAGCGAAUGAAGUGCUUGUACUAUUUGUAUGCCAGCUUGGAUCCAAAUGCUGUCAAAGCACUGAAUGAGAUGUGGAAGUGCCAGAACAUGCUGAGGAGUCACGUACGGGAGUUACUAGACUUGCAUAAGCAGCCCACAUCAGAAGCAAACAGUGCUGCCAUGUUUGGGAAGCUGAUGACCAUAGCAAAAAACCUUCCAGAUCCUGGGAAAGCACAAGAUUUUGUGAAGAAAUUCAAUCAGGUUCUAGGCGAUGAUGAAAAGCUUCGGUCCCAGCUUGAGCUGUUAAUUAGCCCUACGUGUUCAUGUAAACAGGCAGAUGUCUGUGUGAGAGAAAUAGCCCGGAAACUUGCAAAUCCUAAGCAGCCAACAAAUCCCUUUCUGGAAAUGGUCAAAUUUCUUUUGGAAAGAAUUGCUCCUGUACAUAUUGACUCAGAAGCCAUUAGUGCACUAGUAAAAUUGAUGAAUAAAUCAAUAGAGGGGACAGCUGAUGAUGAAGAGGAGGGUGUAAGUCCUGAUACUGCAAUUCGUGCAGGACUUGAACUUCUCAAGGUUCUGUCCUUUACACAUCCUACCUCGUUUCACUCUGCAGAGACCUAUGAGUCUCUGCUGCAGUGCCUCAGGAUGGAAGAUGAUAAGGUAGCUGAGGCAGCCAUACAGAUUUUCAGAAACACGGGUCACAAAAUAGAAACAGACCUGCCGCAGAUAAGAUCAACAUUAAUUCCAAUUUUGCAUCAGAAAGCAAAAAGAGGCACUCCCCAUCAGGCAAAACAAGCCGUUCACUGUAUACAUGCCAUAUUUUCAAAUAAAGAAGUGCAACUUGCUCAGAUCUUUGAGCCUCUUAGUAGAAGUUUGAAUGCUGAUGUACCAGAACAACUUAUAACUCCAUUAGUCUCACUGGGUCAUAUUUCUAUGUUGGCCCCAGACCAGUUUGCUUCUCCAAUGAAAUCUGUUGUUGCAAAUUUCAUUGUAAAAGAUCUUCUAAUGAAUGACAGGUCAACAGGUGAGAAAAAUGGAAAGUUGUGGUCUCCAGAUGAAGAGGUUUCUCCAGAAGUACUAGCAAAGGUGCAAGCAAUUAAACUUUUGGUACGCUGGCUGCUGGGUAUGAAAAACAACCAGUCAAAAUCUGCAAAUUCCACACUCCGACUGUUAUCAGCUAUGCUUGUCAGUGAAGGAGACUUGACAGAACAGAAGCGAAUCAGUAAAUCCGAUAUGUCUCGACUACGAUUAGCUGCUGGCAGUGCAAUAAUGAAGCUUGCGCAGGAGCCAUGUUACCAUGAAAUAAUUACCCCAGAACAGUUCCAACUCUGUGCACUUGUCAUUAACGAUGAGUGCUACCAAGUGAGGCAGAUAUUUGCCCAGAAACUGCAUAAAGCACUUGUGAAAUUACUGCUCCCUUUGGAAUAUAUGGCAAUCUUUGCUUUGUGUGCCAAAGAUCCUGUGAAAGAGAGAAGAGCACAUGCCAGACAGUGCUUGCUUAAAAACAUCAGUAUACGAAGAGAAUACAUUAAGCAGAAUCCUAUGGCUAACGAAAAAUUGCUGUCCCUGCUGCCUGAAUAUGUGGUACCAUAUAUGAUUCAUUUACUGGCACAUGAUCCAGAUUUCACAAAACCUCAGGAUGUUGAUCAGCUUCGUGAUGUCAAAGAGUGCCUGUGGUUCAUGCUUGAAGUUUUAAUGACGAAGAAUGAGAACAAUAGCCAUGCCUUCAUGAAAAAGAUGGCAGAAAACAUCAAGCUUACACGAGAUGCUCAGUCUCCUGAUGAGCCAAAGGCCAAUGAAAAACUUUAUACAGUAUGUGAUGUAGCACUGUGUGUAAUCAACAGCAAAAGUGCUUUAUGCAAUGCAGAUUCACCAAAGGACCCUGUAUUGCCAACCAAAUUUUUUACACAACCUGAAAAGGAUUUUUCCAAUGACCGGAAUUACAUUUCAGAAGAGACAAGGGUUCUUCUUUUGACAGGAAAGCCAAAACCAACCGGUGUGUUAGGUACAGUAAACAAACCAUUGUCUGCAACUGGAAGGAGACCGUAUAUUAGAACUACAGGAUCAGAGACUGGAAGCAAUAUCAGUGUAAACUCUGAGCUGAGCUCUUCUGCAGGAAACAGAUCAAGGGAACCGAGUUCAGAUAUAUCAGAAACUGGUGUCAGUGAAAAUGAUGAAAAUCCUGUGCGAAUUAUUUCAGUCACACCAGCAAAGACAGAACCUGUGAAAAAUAAGGAAAUUAAUUCCGAUCAGGCUACGCAAGGAAACAGUACUGAACGUGGGAAAAAAAGAACAGCAACAGCAUCUGGAACUGAGAAUAUUCAUCAGAAAGCAGAAGAAAAUAAUGCAGAUGAAACAGGACCAUCGCUUGCAGCAAAAACCAGGAGAGGGCGUCCACCCAAACCUGAACCUCAGGGUACCACUGCAAAAAAUGAGGAAACAAAUAAGCCACCUGUCAGGGGAAGGAAAAGGGCAGCAGCCAGUCAAGAAAGUCCAGGAAGUUUAGAGACAGGUAACGCCAAAGCACCAAAACAGCAAGACACAGCAAAAAAGCCAGCAGCAGCACAGAGACAAAUUGAUCUACAAAGAAGCCAGGUGCUUGGAAGUGAUGGAGAUUCACUGUUGGAGAUAGACUCAAGUCCAGGAUAUUCCCAGAGUGCAAUGGAUCUUUUUAAGGCCUGUGAGAGCAGCCAGGAAGACACUGAGGAUACAGAGAUAGCAGAGGGAGGCUUCCUUAAGGUGUAG
Molecule: messenger RNA, 4193 nt
Organism: Meleagris gallopavo (turkey)
Lineage: Eukaryota; Metazoa; Chordata; Aves; Galliformes; Phasianidae
Source: RefSeq, a predicted model, not a curated record